This is a messenger RNA of Adineta ricciae, 732 nucleotides long. Lineage: Eukaryota; Metazoa; Rotifera; Eurotatoria; Adinetida; Adinetidae. The record is from the annotation of a GenBank genome assembly.
AUGGGUAUCGAAAAAAUAACACGAAAGAGAAAAACAUUAUUAGGCCGUCUUACUAACAAAUUCCUGCCUAAUCUAUCGCAAUCUUCCAAACGUGAUCAAUCGGUUCAAACAAGUCUGAAUGUUUCUCAAACAUCGUCGCAAUUAACAGCAACAGUUUUGGUCCAUAGUCAAUUAAGACAGCAAACAUGCUCACCAAAUAAUUCCGCUAUUAAUACCAGCACUCGUACUCCACAUACGUCUCGUCGUCGUCGUCGAUCGUCAUUGAAAGCUUUCAUCGUUUCGCAUUCUCCAAAACCAAUUCCACUCGUUCACCGUACACGUCGCCGCAGCGUUGAUCUAAAAACACCCAAACGCCUCAGCUCGGAAUGUCUUCAAGUAGCAUUGAUCCGAAAAAUCCAACCAGUAAAUCGAUAUGGCUCACCAUUAGCUCUUUCGUCAACCGCAUCCAAUAUUAUCUCCGUCACUCGACAAAGACCAUAUCUUGCUUCACCAAAAGAUUCCUUCGAUUAUCCAACUAUGUCUCACUAUAGUUAUCCACAACAAUUAUUUGCUGAUGAAAUGACAACUCGCGAGGAUUUAUUUUCCAUCGGGCCAAUGAAAUGGAGCACACCAAACCGAACAAUUGUAUACAAAACAUCAAGUCCGUACAAUCGUAAUAAUUUCGAUCAUCACCGUCGUUUAUGUACAGUCGAUCAACUUUCGUUUUCAAAUAUUCUUGAUGGCAGUGAUUGA